CUUUUGCCUUUUUUAGUAAGGUUUUUAAAGUUACAUCACCGAUUUUGUAGUACCUACUCACGGACUAUUUCCGACCAUCACGAUCCUGCCUACGUGGUUCUAGCGCCCAGGAGCAGACUAGGUCGAGUUUGGAGUAAAAUGUAAAAAUGUACUGGCCCCUCCAUUGUUGUCCAGAUCCAUUAGUCGCUGGUUCUCUCCUUUAUUGCCGGGCGCUGACUGGGCCCUCUUUCCCCGCUCUUCCACGGCUUGUGUGUUAUCAUGUCCCCGUCAUCCAAAACCCCUCUCGCCUCCCAACCCAUUUUCACGACCUCUUCUGCUAUCGCAUGUGAUGGAAAUUUUGCCCUUUUGUAUUGGACCAAAUCUACCUUCAAUCUAUCGCUUCCGGUCGAUAUAGUCAAUUGUCUUUGUUCUAUCCGGUCAAAUUCACAGUUUCCGGAGUCGCGAUCGUCAUAUAAUGCCACGCGAAGCCACUCGGGGAAGAUUGCGAUCGCAUGAAGCCUGUUUGAAUUGCAGGAGAAAGAAGACUCGUUGUCCGGCGGAGAAGCCAGCAUGUUCAAGCUGUGUUCGCUUGAACCAGCAAUGUCUGUACACAGCCGUGCCAAGAGGCUCUCGGAGUGGCCCUUCUGCUGACAGGCUCGCUUAUCUGGAGGAGAAGGUUAAUCUUAUUUUGAAUGGUGGCAGGUCACUUCCUCAAGACCAUAACCAUAGUGGAAAUAACAAUGAAGCUGCUGAUACAACGUAUUCAGCAGCCUCUUGUCCAUCGUCAGCUGACUUUGGGCCCUCCUUCAAUGAUCCAUUCCUGCUUGGAAUGGGAUUCGAAGACUCGAAGAUAAGCCCGUCUUCCAGAAUCUCCCAGGCAGUAGAUCUAUACUUCCAAUACUGCCACAGACAGCCAAUAUGGUGCUUUGAUCGUGAAGAAGUGAAAGACACAAGUUACAUCUCCGAAGAGCUCGUCUGUAGCAUUCUGACCCUCACCUCACGUUUUUCGCAAGAGCACGAUGAGUUGCAGCAUUAUGGCGAUAGCGCUCGGACGCUCGUCAUGCUCCGGAUUGCCAAUGGCACUGUAGAGCUUGAAACGAUAGAAAGCCUAUGUUUGCUCUCAUUCUCGUCUUUCCUCGAUGGAAAUGGUCACUUGGGCAGGUUCCAUCUCGGUCUAGCUCUCCAGCUUUGUCGCUCUGCAAUGUUAGACCUUCACUCUACUUAUGGCAUUGAAUGCCCCUCCGCUGAACGAAAGAAAAGACUCUUCUGGAGUUUGCAAUGCCUUGAGCAAGCAUAUGGCCAAAUCAAUGAUAUACUCGGCGUACCAUCAGAAGUCUUGCGUUCCUUUUACGUUUCUACGAAUGAUGAUCGGGAGCUCCUCAAGAACCUUGACACGAGUCCACCGCCCUUGCCAAACGACGAAAUUGGAUGCACAAGCUCAUCUGACCUUGGAAUUUGGAAUUUAGCUCUGCAUUUCGGGUGGGUCUGGAGUAGAGUGCGAUCGUACGUUUUUGAUUGUGCUCAGAGCCGCUUGAAAGAGCCUUGGAGACAUGACUCUUUGUACGCCAUGGUACUGUCCGACCUGACGGAGCUGGAAAAUAAACUUUCACCGUGCCACCGAUAUGACUCGGUCAAGUUUUAUGAGCGCAGGGCCGAGGAGCUCAGAGUUAAUCGAGAAUACUGGGCCCCUUGGUUGAAGCUGCAGUUCACCUAUCAUUCCAUUUUGACGGUCCUCAAUCAUCCAUUCCUCUACAUUGUGGCAUCUCAAUACAACCACAACUUGACAAUCCCAAACACUUUCUGGAGGAGAUCAUCCGAGCUAGUCCUACUUCACGCUACAUGGAUUGUUCGACUUAUCGAUAUGGUAUCUGAAAAGAAGAUGCGACUAAUCGACCCCUUCUUCGGCCACGCUGCCGCAAUUGCCGCUACUGUCCAUCUUUACUACUGCUGUGCCUCCGAUCCAAGAUUGAAGUUCAAAUCAAAAACGGAUUUUGCAAAAUGCAGAAAAUUUCUGAAAAGCUUCGUGUCCUUCUCUCCGGCCUGUGAAAAACUAAACCAAACGUUGGACAAAAUGACUCGCAUUGCAUCCGGCUCCGAGAAGGUGGAUAUUGACUGGGAACCAUCAAAAAUACACCUCAGUAUUCCUCUUAUGUGGGAGCUCCUACAAAUAAACUGCACGCCAACUUCACAAGAGACAUCCACCGCUAGCUUGCUACACCCUUCACUCAGUCCAGCCGUCUUUCCGGAGGAAGUGGAAAACCCAUCAUCCACUCUCGAAAUCAUCGUUGCAAUGUCCCCCGACAUUACUGUCAAUACCGCCGAUGGGGGAUCCGCCGCCCAUCUGCCACCUAAUUUACCAUCACGCGUCGCUACGGCGCCCGCAUCGCCGGCAAGCACAACUACGGGAGAAAAACUCGUUGCGCCUGCCGAUAGUCUGAUGGCCAACACCCCUUGGCUUUGGACUGAGCCCUUACAGUUCAUCGAUAUGGAUAAUCUUGGCUAUCCCGAGUCAGAGUCCACGAUGGGCAAUGUCGACGGAUUCUCCACCUGGUGGGAUUUUGGAAACUUAUAAGAGUAUAAUAUUCAUUCAUCCAUCUCUAUUUCUCACUUGGCGAGCAUUUCAGGUCCACAAAGAUGAUACCAAAGAGCCCUUAGGAUCUCACAAGAUUCUAUGGCUACUACUACACUAGCUUCGGCCCGAAGCAACUGCCUAACUACUACUGCCCAGAUAUCCCUCACGCGAUUCAAAUCCCGUUCCAAUCUAUGCCGCUGCGACCAUUCUCAAUUUCUCCUGCAAUGCAGCAAAAUUCCUCUUCAUCGCACUUUCGGUAAAUUGGGCCCCGGUCACCAUUGGAUACUUUUUCAACGGCCCUUGGAUCAACGCGUCCUUGCAGGGUUGAUUGAAGUAUGCAAUGCUGUAUCGAUCCCCAAAAUAGUCCCCAGGCUCACACGGCGCCUUAACCCGGUGGAACGUUGACUUGAACCGAUCAUCCGACCACGACAUAAGCAAGUCCCCAAUGUUACACACGAUUUCCCCAGUCUUCGCCUCCACCUUGGUCCACUUGUCUCCAAUGCCGAACUCGGUAACAGAUUCCCGACCGGGACAAAUUUCCAGCCCACUCUGCCCUUCUUUCUGAAACAGUAGAGUCAGAAAGUCCCAAUCGGCAUGUGCCCCUGCGCGAUGAUACUCUUUCCCACCGGCUUCCUCCGGCAACGCAAAGUAAUGAAGUAACCUCAUGGUGGUUUGGGAGUCCGACCGCGACACAUCGUGACACUUGAUGAAGAAGUCGUCCGGGAACCCCAGUCCCCGAGCAAAGCACUGCAUAAGAGAUUCCGAUAUGUGUUGCACGCGAUGCAUAAAUGCCAGGGCGGUGGUUUCGAACCCCGGGAGGUGCUCGUCAGCGACCCAUAAUCCCUUCAUGUUGUUUCCGAAUUGAAGUUGAUAGGACUCUUUGCUGUCUGGCUUGCCAGUGGAUGGUCUGAUCUGUGAGUUCUUUUCCCAUCCGACAUUGUUGGCAUUCCAUGGCACGGUCGCUUUGGCGUCGUCAGGUAGGUCGAAGAAGGACUUUGAUGUCGAGAAAAUAGAGUCGAUGUCUUCCUUGGAGAUCCCAUGAUCGAUCAAUGUGAAGAAUCCCACAUUUUCGGCCGCAUCAAUCAGCUCUGCCGUGAUUCUGUCGAUUCGGUUCUCGAAGUCGGCGAGUGAGAUUUGGGGAAUUGGGCGCUCGACGUAUUGAGUUUGAGCCAUCGUGCUCGUGCUCGUGAUGAUCGAUAGUAGGUGAGUUGAAGCGCGUCGAUGCCUUUUAAUAUGUAUAGCACAAACACAAGGAUGCGACCGGUGCAGUCAUAUAUAUAUUGUAGUUGGCUGUGACUUUUGUUCAUUGCUCCGAUCCCUGCAUUACUUAUCUCCAACCUCGGCCGAGGUGCUCGGCCGAGCUCUUCAUCCUUGUAGGUCACCCUUGAUGUCGCCCUAAGCACUCAACAGCUACCAAACAACAUUGACGUUGGGAAUAAUCUUCUACGCACAAUUCUACAUUCCAACGAUUUGAAAUGAUCCGCCAAGGUUAGAAUAUGGGAUGAUUUCUAUCUACUCCGUAGAAGAGAGAUGUGUUGCUUGGAGAGCCUUCGGCCGAAGGCCCCAACAAUACAUUUGCGCGCUUACGUGGUUAAGCGACCGGAGAUAAAUAUCAAAUUUGCCUUUUUGCAGGUGUAUUCGACAAGAUUGAGUGUCUAUAGACCCCUGUUCCCCUUUCAAAGGGCCUUUUAUUGAGGUGUGAACUAAUUAGGGUAGUAAAGAUAAGAAAUUACCAAUUUGCUGCGUAAUCGCGUAAACCCGGCC
Messenger RNA from Penicillium brasilianum, 4315 nucleotides. Lineage: Eukaryota; Fungi; Ascomycota; Eurotiomycetes; Eurotiales; Aspergillaceae. The record is from the annotation of a GenBank genome assembly.